Molecule: messenger RNA, 717 nt
Organism: Oppiella nova
Lineage: Eukaryota; Metazoa; Arthropoda; Arachnida; Sarcoptiformes; Oppiidae
Source: the annotation of a GenBank genome assembly
UCUAAGACUGAGGAUGGUAAAUUUAAUCAAUUUGACAAAGGUGAAAAACUCGGUUGUGGUGGUUAUGGGAUUGUUUAUAAAGCUACGGAUCGUCAUAAUGGCAAAUAUUAUGCCAUUAAAUCUUGUGAUUUAACUAAUCUUGGUGACAAAGAGAAAUUUUAUGUAUUACAAGAAACUGUACACUUAAUUAAAGUUGCCUCGGACUAUGUGGUUGAAUAUAACUACUCGUGGUUCCAACAAAAUUGCUUGUAUUUUCAAAUGGAACUAUGUUGGGGCAGUUUAUCUGAUUUUUUGGAAACAAAAAUGAAUGUGUUUGGUAGACUACAAGGUCAAUUGAUGACAGAUAUCGAAUUAUACAUAUCUUAUGAAAUUUUUCGCGAACUCAUUGAGUGUUUGGAGUAUUUGCAUCAAGAACAAAUUAUUCACAGAGACCUCAAACCAGCUAAUGUUUUGAUUACAAAAACGGGGAUCAGUUAUACGAAAAAUGGGACCAAAAAUCGUCGAUUCGUUAAGAUAUGUGACUUCGGUUUGUCGAAAGGUUUCUACGAAUAUAGAUUAGCAGGUGAUAAACAAACGCCAGAUAAAGGAACAGUUGGACCAUAUAUGGCACCUGAAGCUAUACAAGAUGAUUAUAACCACAAAAUUGAUAUUUAUAGCCUGGCCAUGAUUGGGGCAGAUAUUUUUGAAAUUGAUAAAGAUAACUUACAAAAUUUUCGG